This is a messenger RNA of Centropristis striata (black sea bass), 2959 nucleotides long. Its product is annotated as NACHT, LRR and PYD domains-containing protein 12. The record is from RefSeq and is a predicted model, not a curated record. Gene Ontology annotation, cellular component: cytoplasm. Lineage: Eukaryota; Metazoa; Chordata; Actinopteri; Perciformes; Serranidae. Gene Ontology annotation, molecular function: protein binding. The transcript has 9 exons. Bases 135 to 2822 code for a protein of 895 amino acids.
CGCUGGUACAUUCCCAGUACAGGCGCCACCUCAACACUCAAACAAGAGUCUGUUUCUGUAGACAUUUUCUCCUUCCGACACUCUGUCUCGUCUACUUUGUCUUCCAGCAGCACUGCGUGCAAGUGAUUUACAGGAUGGACAAAGACUCUGUGCUGACUCACAUCCUGAAGUCAGAAGGCAUGUCGACUCUUCUUGGUGGAGAGCUGCCUGUCAGAGUGAUAAAGAACAAUAAUUACAUCUCCCCGCUGACUUCUGAAGGGCAGCAGACAGACAGAAAUGUGGAAGACGACUUGCCCAGCCUUGAUCGUGCCAUCCUCACAGCUCUGUCUGAUGAAACCAAGACUGUGAUCCUGGCCGGACCUGAAGGAUCAGGUAAAACCACAGCUUUGGAGAAGCUCCGUAUGGACUGGGCGACAGGAGAGCACCUGCAAAACUUCUCCUCUGUUUUCCAUUUCCGGUUCAGGGAGUUAAAUUCUCUGACUGGGGUGCUCUCCUUGGAGACGUUAUUGCAACACCAUCAUGGUCAUGUCCCAUCUGAGUCCAUGCCUCUGCUUCUGCAGAAGCCUGAGGAUGUGUUGUUUGUGUUUGAUGAUCUGGAUCAGUGCAGAACCAGCCUGGACCCCUCCGCCCACACCCUCUGCUCCGACCCCACACAGGCAGCCUCAGUGUCCUGUUUGGUGGCCAGCCUGCUCAAUGGAUCACUGUUGAAAGGAGCUGGUUUUGUGGUUGCAACCAGACAGACAGAAGGUCUGAAGUUUCUGAGUGGCACCCGGGUGGAGGUGUUGGGGUUUCUGAAGCCACAAAGAGAGGCCUACAUCAACGGGUUCUUCACAGACCCGGCUGCUGCCAAUAAAGCACGAACGCACAUGGAAAAGACUUUAGGCUUUUAUGACAUCUGCACCUCCCCGAGAUUUUGUUGGACCGUUUGUUCGGUUUACAAGUCUCUGAUGGAGGCUGGAGCAAAACUCCCUGAAACAUUAUGUCAGCUGUGUGUCGAGAUCCUGGUCCUCCUGAUUCAGACGCUCUCUCUGAACGAGGCCUGCAACAGAGAAAUAGUUCUGGCUCUCGGCAAGAUGGCGUCUUAUUGCUUACUUGAUGAGCAUUCAAGCUGUACCCAAGAACAACUAGAUUCCUUUGGUUUUCAGAAGUUUCUCACCUCUGCUGGUGUUUUCUUGCAAGUUGACGGUGACCAUUCGGACAGACGUGUCUUCUCCUUCCACUCCCAACUGUUGCAGGAGUUCCUCCUGGCCGUGUCUUUCUUUUUGGACAAGGCUUCAUCUGAAGGUGUGGAGAAGAUGUUGGAAAAGCACAAAAAUCAUGCAAAGUUUCUAGAUCUGCUCUUGUCGGGGCUCUCGGAGCCACUUCAACGCAAACCACUAGAGACUCUGCUGGGGAAGCUGAACGCUGAUCGGAUCAUGGAUUUCAAAAGCUGGUUCAAAAGCAGCUCGCAGGCAACACUGAAGGAAUGCUACAAAGACAGACACCAUCGCUGCUUCCAUAUGCUACUUCAAGCUCAAAAUGAGAGUUUGGUGAAAGAAAUCAUUACCCCUUCUGCACGAAUAGGCAUAAGCUAUGGUGACCUGAGUCUCCAAGACUAUGCAGCUCUGAAUUAUGUCAUCACAUGCCUCGGUGAAAUGGAGCAGUUAAAUCUGUACAACACAAGGAAUCUGACGGAGGAACAGGCAGAGAUGCUGGCUCCAACCAUGAGCAUAUCACAUAAGAUAAACUUGUCCAGCAGCACUUUGAGCACCGGGGCUGUCCGUCAUCUGGCUUCAGCUCUCAGCAGAGGAAUCACCAAGGAGCUGGAUCUCUCAAACUCCCGCCUCGGAGAUGAAAAGUUCAAAAUCCUCUGUGCUGGACUGAAAGACUGCAAGCUGCGGACAUUAAACCUUCUCACAUGCAGGCUGACAGAGGCAGGAUGUGAGGAUCUGGUGUCUGUCCUGACCUCAGCAACCUCUCAGCUGUGUCUGUUAGAUAUAAGGUUUAGUCAGAUCGGAGACCAGGGCCUCGUGAAACUGUGCAAAGCUCUGCAUAGUCCCCACUGCAAACUGCAGGAGCUCCUGACACAAGGCUGCGACUUGACUGCAGCAUCCAUGGAGGCUUUAUCAGCAGCUGUGUGUUCUGGCCAAUCAGAGCUGAGGAAGGUGGACCUGACCCGUAACACGAUUGGUGACAGAGGAGUGGAGGCUUUGUGCAAGGCCCUGCAGCACCCACUUUGCAAACUGCAGAGCCUCAAUUUCUUUGACUGCGAGUUGACAGCUGCCUGCUGUCCUCAUUUGAUGGAAGCCUUGAUGUCGGAGCACUGCUCUCUGUCAGAGCUGGACCUGUCAGUGAAUGAGUUGGGCCAGGAGGGGGCGCUGCUGCUCUGCAAAGCCCUCCGUCGACCAGGCUGUCCCAUGGAAAAGCUCGGCCUGAAACGAUGCGAGUUAACCGAGUCGGUCUUCAAGGAGCUGAGCUCUGUGCUGAGAAGUGGCACUUCUCAACUGAAGUCUCUGAUUGCGGGUAUAAACGCAGUAGGGGACCAGGGGGUUAAACAUCUUUGGGAUGCUGUUGCACAUCCAAGCUGCCUGUUGGAGGAAUUGGAUGUUGAGAUGACCAAUUUGACGGACGCCUGCGUUGAGGACAUGUGUGCUGCAAUUAGAGCCAGCAAGACUUUAAAGAGCCUGGAACUGAGAAACAACUCGCUGACUGAUGCGUCCGUCCCAGCCCUCGUCCAAGUCAUGCAGGACAGCGACAACAUGCUGGAGAUGAACCUGAAGUACAACGACUUCAGUGAAGAAGUUUUUGACAUGUUGGAAGAGUGUGAUAAAAUAAGAUACUGAAGAAGACUGUUAAGUCUCGGGAUGCACGAUAUCGGAUUUUUUGCCGAUAUCCGAUAUGCCAAUUUGUUACAACUCAUUUAGCCGAUUACCGAUACCUAUAUUUUUUCCUGCACAACUUAUACCCACAAUCAGGGCAA